This is a messenger RNA of Ruditapes philippinarum (Manila clam), 1876 nucleotides long. RefSeq lists its product as uncharacterized. Gene Ontology annotation, biological process: regulation of transcription by RNA polymerase II. The transcript has 3 exons. Gene Ontology annotation, cellular component: nucleus. Gene Ontology annotation, molecular function: RNA polymerase II cis-regulatory region sequence-specific DNA binding; DNA-binding transcription factor activity, RNA polymerase II-specific. The record is from RefSeq and is a predicted model, not a curated record. Bases 370 to 1098 code for a protein of 242 amino acids. NCBI's taxonomy places the organism in Eukaryota, Metazoa, Mollusca, Bivalvia, Venerida, Veneridae.
UAUAAAAUUGUAUCAUAUUUGUUAAUUAAUAUUAGGUUUGAAAUUCAUUUUACUAUAACGAAAAUUAAACUUCCAGACAACCACGAAUGAUCUGGCAUAUGUCAUACGCUCAUUUUUAGGGAUGAUGACGAUUUAAACAUAUUUUCUACGUUGUACUUCUAUGAAAACAGAAAUUGGAAACAGAAAUGUUGGUAUAAAUAAGUCGAAGUCUUUUUAGUAUACGCUUAUUAUAACAUAAGACAGUACAGUGUUCACAUGAUUUGUUAAUAUCAUUUUUUUGCUUGAAACGUAUACUUGAAACAUUGAAACAGAGAAAAAUAUAUGUGCGAGUGUUAUUAACACUUUUUUUGAAAUUGUUUUACAGAAAACAUGUUUGAGCUACAGGAUUCAAACUCGAAGAUAAAUUUGUUAUUUACAAUGGAUGAAAAUACAGUGCAAGUUGUGCCGACGAAUCAAUCCGGCACACUUACAAUAGAUACCGAUGGAUAUAUUCACGGAAUACCCACGUGCGUUACAUCAUGUGACACUGUAGAUGAUACUGAAAUCAGCAACGCAUAUAACAGCGGUGCUACAAACUUUUUAAGCGCUGAUGCAAUGGACAUUACAGGGUACGAGCAAGUACAAACAGUUGCUGACCCGUCUUCGAUUAUGGAAAUGUACAACAUAAAGGACAAAGACCUAGCGGAUGCUGCGGCAAAGGCUAUGGUAGACGGCAAUAUGAUGCCUUUAAUUAAGGAAGAACUUAAGUGCUCCAUUCAGUCAAAGAGAUUUAAAGCUGGAAAACCAGAACUGAAAGUAGAAUUCACAGAUCCAGAACCGUGUCAGUUAACGGAAACAGAGCAGAUGAAGGUAGAAAAAAGAAAAAUCCAGAAUCGGUUAGCAGCGCAAAGGUUCCGUAAUAAACAGAAAACAAGAGGGGACCAGCUACACAAGGAAUGUCUGAAGCUACAGUCGGUACAGACUCAACUAAGAUUCGAACUUUCCCAGGUAAAGAAAGAACGCGACGAGCUGAAACAAAAGUUGCAGGACCAUUACGCAAUAUGUCCAUUGCGAUAUACUACUACGCAAUUUUACAGUCAGCAAAACAGCACAGGGUGAAUAAAUAGUAAGUGCGCGAAUCAUCCAACCAAAAAAACAGAUGAAAACUAAACCAAAAAAAAGUUUUGUAAUUUAUCAUUUACAUAGCUUUAUAUAACAGGAGCUUUCUUCAGAAGUCACCUAUUUAAAUCGAAACUGUACUGAUUAGUGUAGGGAGUGGAGACUUAUAUGGAACUUAUAGACAACUUUCGGUGAAAUGUUGACUGCGCGCACAUUUAAUACAGUGAAUUAAUAAACAAUGCUAUCCGGAGCACGUGCGUGUGUCAGUGACGGAUAAAUUUAUGUGGGAUUCUAAGUGAUAAAUGAUUAUUUGUCAUUCUGAAGAAAAAAAAACAGAUGAGUAAAAUAAAACAGUGAUCUGAGACACAUGUGCGCACUUUUCUAUGGAAAGUUCACACAUAUAUAUAUAUAUAUUCAUUAAGACUCUGUUGACAGUAGAAUGUAUCGAAUAUGCCAUAUAUACCUCCGUGUUGAUCGUUUUAAUCAAAACAUAUUGUUUUAAUUACUAGAUUUUAUGCAAUGUAUGUUUUUCAUCGAUGUUCAUUGUCUUUCAAAAUACAUGUAUAGUAUACAUUUUUUUAUAUAUUUAUAUAUCGAUGUUAUUUAAAACUGUUUUCAUUUUGUGUAUAGUCAGAUUUGAAACUUCGCAUCCAGUAUUAUUUUCACUGCACUGUUAUUGAUUGAUCGUUCAUUACAAUACUCUAUGAAAUCCAUUGUUGUGUUUUAUACUGCGGGUUACUUUUUAAAAAAAAAAUCUUUAAUUGAACACUUAUUCUUU